CCUCAAGCGCCCAACCCACUCACCAUCCACUCAAAACGACUUUGCCUCCCAUUGAAAUACCUCCUCCAUCCUAUCCCCAUCGAUCCUCUUUCUCUCUCUCUCCACCUACCCCUUCGCAUCACCCCUUACCACCACUACUCCUGAUCCACCAUGUCUGAGCGCAAGGUCCUCAACAAAUACUUCCCCCCGGAUUUCGAUCCCGCCCUGAUUCCCCGGCGUAAGCAACCGAAGGAUCUCCAACACAAAGUCCGUCUCAUGACCCCGUUCUCCAUGCGCUGCAACACCUGUGGCGAAUACAUCUACAAGGGCAAGAAAUUCAACGCCCGCAAAGAAACCACGGACGAGACCUACCACUCCAUCAAGAUCUUCCGCUUUUAUAUUCGCUGUAACCGCUGUGCUGCCGAAAUCACCUUCAAGACCGACCCCGCCAAUACCGACUACGUCGCCGAGAACGGUGCCCAGCGAAACUUUGAGCCCUGGCGUGAUGAGGAGGGCAAAGGAAAGACGGCCGCAGAACGUGAGGAGGAAGAGGAGAAUAACCCGAUGAAGGCGCUCGAGAACCGGACACAGGAUUCGAAACGAGAAAUGGAGAUCAUGGACGCUCUGGAUGAGAUCCGGACCAGGAAUGCGUUGAAUGAACGAUUGGACGCGGAUACACUGUUGGAUAAGCUCGUCGAUUCUGAGCAGGAUAUUCGGCUUCGACAGCAGCAGCAAGAGGAUGAGGAGGACGAGCGAUUGGCCAGAGCGGUGUUUAAGGAUGUGGAUGGAGAUAGAGUCAAGAGACUGAAUGAUGAUUUGGAUGAGGAUGUGGAGGGAGAAGUCAGUGCGGCCAAGGUGGCCAUGGCCAAGUUUGCGCAGCCCUUGGCACUCCCGGACUUUAAGACACCGCUGGCCAAGAAGCGUAAGCAAGGUGGAUCACUUGGACUGGUCAAGGCCACGACAGAGACGGCAACGCCAAGUGCAGCAUUAACAUCGUCAAUAUCGGCAUCGACAGGUUCAUCCGCAAUGGCAACAGGAGCGACGACAGUAACGAGCAAACCAGCAAGCAAACCUUCAUCGCUAUUGUCGCUGAUCGGCGACUAUGGCUCGGAUUCGGAAUCGGAUUAAUCAUCUUUCAAACAACCCCCAAUCGACAAAAUAUGCUUUCAUGUAUGCUAUGCUUAAUAAACCCACUUCAGUCCGC
Gamsiella multidivaricata is the source of this 1183-nucleotide messenger RNA. RefSeq names its product CWC16 protein. The transcript has a single exon. Gene Ontology annotation, cellular component: U2-type catalytic step 1 spliceosome. Gene Ontology annotation, biological process: mRNA splicing, via spliceosome. Bases 151 to 1107 code for a protein of 318 amino acids. Lineage: Eukaryota; Fungi; Mortierellomycota; Mortierellomycetes; Mortierellales; Mortierellaceae. The record is from RefSeq and is a predicted model, not a curated record.